Molecule: messenger RNA, 1169 nt
Organism: Cuscuta campestris
Lineage: Eukaryota; Viridiplantae; Streptophyta; Magnoliopsida; Solanales; Convolvulaceae
Source: the annotation of a GenBank genome assembly
CACAUUCACCAGGAUUGUGAAGACUGUGAAUUGGAAUUCACCAGUGCUCUGAAAUCUUUCGCAGAUGGGUUGGAUGGAUCUGAAUUUGAUGGAGGCACACCUAUUCGAGAGUACGGGUAGACGUGUAAAAAUAACGUCUACUACCGUUACUUGUUCCCAAGAUGAUUGCCUAGACAAUGGCCUAGAUGUGGACAAGGACUUCAACUCUUACCCAUCGUUUACUGAUGCUUUGAAGCAAUGUGCAAAUGGAGAAUGGGGAAAUUUAAUUCUUCAGAGCUUUGCAUCACAGGUCCUAAUUAGAAUUUACAGCAAGAACAGUGAUACAAAGCAGGAGUGCCUGGGUUUUCUCUUGUCUAAUAACAACAAAGGCUCUACAGUCUUGACAUCGUCUCAUAUAUUUGACUCCAUGGACCUCUCAUCAAUCGAGAUUAGUGUCACAAACUGUGCAUCUAAAAUGUUUUCGGCCCAACUGGUUUACAAAAGCAAGGAUUUAGAUUUCAGUGUUUUACAUGUGGAAGAAGAUUUGGGCGAAGAAGUGUCUGUAGCGAACCUCCAUACCAAACCUAUCUCCUUUGGGGCAGAGGUUUAUAGCAUUACAGCACCAGCCUUUAGGUCCACACCUCUUAUGUUUGCUUUUGCGAAAGGAACCGUUCAUCAUCCAUCCACCUCAUCAAAUGAAGUGUUUUCCUCCACAUACAAAGGCAUGGGGAUUUUGUUUUCAGGGUACGGUUGGCACGAGGGUUCAUCGGGCGGCCCUGUCUUUGACUUUAUGGGAAGAGUCGUUGGCAUUUAUAGUGGAGUGCGAGUGACGGAUGAUAAAGUGUCAUACCACUUUGCCCAGUCGUUGGGUGAUGUUUUAAGUGAACUAAAAAAGAAGAUCCACCAAUCACAGGAGGAACCAAAUUUAUCAUAUUUGCUGUCAAGUGUAUUGGAGAAAGAAAAAGCUGAAAUCCCACGACACAAAAGGAAGAACUUAAAGCAAAAAGAGACUGGCUCUUGAGUUAUAACAAUGAGGUUUGUAAGCAUGAGGAUGCUCAAGGAAAGGAUUUGGUAGAAACUGAACAGAUUAUGUUGUUUUUGUUUGUUUGUGUUCUUUUCUGCUAAUGGGAAACAGUCUAGACUCGUUGAUUGUGUUCAUGGUUUUUUUAACUCAACUUUUGAAUCAUCUU